GUGACUUCCGCUCUGCAAAGACAACAUCUUAAAGGAGAAAAUUGAAUGAAAAUUGGUCAAAUACCUUCCAAAAAAUGGCAAACCAAUCAACAUUAAAGUCAGUUUUAGAAAAUGAAACCUGAUUUGAAAUGGAGAACAAUCAUCAAAUUGUUGAAUCUGCUGCUUACAUUCAAGAAAAAGAAAAAAAAUCUGCAUUCAAGAAAGAAAAAACGGUGUCAAAGAAAGAGAGUUUAUUGAACAAUGUAAAAGAAGAAAUAGAGAAAGGCCCAAGAAUUUCUUCUCAAAAAAGGAAAUCUGAUUCUUUAAUAAAUGAGAUUUCAGCAUCCACCACAAGGAAAAAAAGAAAAAACAAAGAUUCCAGACAUGAAACUUGUGUGAAGGUGGACAAGGAUGGCUCAACAAGUCAUUCUUAUGAGAAAAUUCACUGCAAUAGCAGCAGUAGAUUGAGACAAAAGCCUUUAAAGACAGAUAAAACAUCUUCAUUCGAAUCUAAAGUCAUAAAUGUUCCAUCUAAGCUAGAAAAAUACUCUGAAGCCCAUAAGAAUGGUUGUGUUAAAAGUGAUUCAAAGUGGAAAAACAGAAAAACCUCAAUGAAUGGUAAAACAAUCCAACAGGAAGCAGUUCUUAUUGACAAUAAGUCAUCUAAAGACGAUUAUUGGUAUUCUAAAUUAGAUCAACGGGCCAGAGACAGCUAUAUUCCAGAUUGUGAUGAUAAGGUAGCUCAUAAAAAACUGAAGAAACUUGAAAGAAGCAAAGAUGAUAAUGUGGUAAAGAAAGAUAUAAAGUUUGAGAAGGCCCCUGUAGUUCAUAGCAAUGGUUUUAGUAAAAGUAGACUUGUAAGUGAAGAGAUUAAAAGUCUGGUUGUGCCUUCAACUCCACCCAAACGUACAAAUGGUUAUGAUCCCAACCUAUGCUAUGAUGCUUGUGAUACACCCCCACUGGCCAUGAGUCAAAAACAAAAUGGAGUACUGAAUGAGAAAUCUUCACCAACUGUAACGGACAGUUUUAUAUCUGUAAAUGGACUAAGUCAAAGUAUUUGUUCAGAAGAGGAUGAUGAUGAUUUGCCUGAAUUUUUAACCAAUUCUGAAGAACAAGGUUACACACCAAAAGAAGAUGACUUGAUCUGGUUCAAGUACAGACACUAUCCCUUCUGGCCAGCAAAGAUAUUAAAGAUUACAAAAUUAAAAGGAAGGCUUAAAUUAAGAAUAUAUUUCUUUGGUGAGGCACAAAAAUUCACAGUAAAUUAUUCCAAGAACUCAGUAUUACCAUAUUUUCAUCCCAAAAAAGAUAUUUUGACUGAAAAAGGGAAAGAUACAGACAAUAAAGUAUUAAAAGAAUCGUUUCUGAAAAGCAUAAAGGAUGUGACGUCAGAGGUGAUGAAGAAGGCAUCAGUUUCAUUAAACAGCUCACCAACAGAGAAACAUUGUUUUCAGUUAAACAGCAGUGGGGAGGAAAGUUUUAACAGUAUUACUUCAUUUAAAGAUGAACAGUCUGAGUUUAAACUGAAUUGGAAACAGAGAGGACAGUUGUCUUUCAAUUCUAAGAUCACAGAUAAAAUGUUAGAAAAAUGUAGAAAGAGGAAAGAAAGGUUACAAGAAAGGAACAAAAUACUGGUAGAUUUCAUUAAAACUGACAAAGUUAAGGAGUACUUAUUUGGUGUAUAUAGAGGACAGAUAGAGAGUGAAUCACAUCAGAAAUUCCACACGUCGGCAACAGAACAAAAUCAUUUACGUUUCAAAGCCAGAUCAUUUUGGUAUUUAGAAGAUGAGGAACAGAUAACUGAAGUAUUUGAUGUAUUAAAAGAUUAUUAUAAGGAGGUUUCUGGUUGUGAGAUAAAUAAUAUAGGUUAUAUUGUUGAUGUUUGGUUUCCUGAGGCUGUGGUGUACAGUCUUAUUAAAAAGAGGAGAUUAACCAAGUCCAAAGCCUGGGAAAUUUUUGAAAAACCAAAGAAGAGAUCAAAAGUUGAAGAAAUUCUCGAACAUCAGCAAUUAAUCAGGUCAGCAUCUCCAGAAUCAAACAAGCUCAAACUCCGCCCCCCACCAAAACUAAAACUGAGACAAACUACUUAAAAGUGUAUCAGAAGCUUUAACUUGUGACACUGUAUAUCUAUACUGUUACAGAACAAUGUUAUUUCAUCUUAAUUGUGAACUAUUUCUUACAUUCUUUAUGAAAUUAUUUCACUAUUAUGAAUGAAAUUCGACUGAUGUUCAUUAAAAUGCAUAUUAUAUUAAAGAUUGUAGAGAAGUUUACUCAAUUUGUUGUGUAUCGGGGAGACUGAAAGCAUCUAUAAAUUAAAGAUUGUGGAGAGGUUUACUCAAUUUUUUAUGUGUAUCGGGGAGACUGAAAGCAUCAAUUUGCAAUUCGAUUCAUGCAAUUCCACUAAAACUUGAGUGUUUGAUGACAUCACUAAUAGCAAAGGGCCUUAUGUGAUACCAGCAUAUUUUGUGAUAUUUUGUGGAAUUGCAGAAACUACAGAUGUCUUACUGAAAAUCAAUGCCCCUGACACACAUACAAAAAGCUCUUUGCAAUCUAAUACAUGUAAUGAUGUCUUAACGCAGGAACAUGGCAGUAAUCUUGCAAGCUCUUGAGUCCCAAGUCUGUCUUGAUUAUUAAAUAUGAGUACAGUAGUGUAUACUAUCU
Molecule: messenger RNA, 2640 nt
Organism: Lottia gigantea (owl limpet)
Lineage: Eukaryota; Metazoa; Mollusca; Gastropoda; Lottiidae
Exons: 13
Coding region: 129-2069 (646 amino acids)
Source: RefSeq, a predicted model, not a curated record